GUAUUUGUUGGCGCCAAAGGUGCACCCGCAAUUAGGAGAGGGUAAUUUGGUGGAAAAGGUGCAGCAGCGAGGAGGAGAGGUGAUUUGGCACUAAAAGUGCAGCAGCAAGGAGAGGUGGGUGCCAAACGGGGCAAAGGAAGAGAGUGACGCGAAUUUGACGCCGACAGUGCGCAAAGAAGAGGGGACACGGAUUUGAUUCCAGCGAGGGAAAGGCCGUCUGGUGACGUGCAUUUGGGCGCCAACGGGGCAAAGGGGAGCUUUGACGGAGAAUUCGGUGGGCGCCAAACGGGGCAAAGGGGAGUGUUUGGCACGCAAAGGAGAGCAUUUGGCACCAAGAAAAGCCGUGCGUGAAGUGCAGAUAGUUGUGGAUACUUUUAGAAUUUGGCGCGCCAAGGGCGCAGAGGGCAAGUAAUCGUGGAAUUCCAACCAAUCUAUAUCACCGGCAAGGGGAGGAUGAGGGAUGGUAGCUCCCACUCUUUGGCCUUCCGGGUGAUGAGGCUAUGUCGGCCAUCGCUGCAGGUAGAUCUGCCGCUCCGCUGCGCCGCCGGCGACCUCCGUUAUGGGGAGGACGAUGACGUGGCAGAGCGGAUGCGCUCCUUGACGGAGAUGGAGCAAACCUUCUCCGGCCGUUGCGAGAUCAAUCAGCCCCUGGAUGCAUGCGGCCUGACCGGAAUGCUCGUCCUUCCACAGGAGUUUGGCUCCAUCUACCUGGGAGAGACUCUGUGCAGCUUCAUAAGCCUGUGCAACGUGUCCGAUCAUGACGUUGAGUAUGUGGGUAUCAAGGUGGAGCUGCAGACAGAGAGGCAAAGAACCAGCUUGGCUGACAACACUCGCGCACCUUUGACUGUCAUCAAAGCCGGUGCGCGCAAUGACUUCAUCAUCGAGCAUAUCAUCAAGGAGCUGGGCACACACUGCUUGGUCUGCAGUGCCAUGUACUCCGACUCCGAAGGGGAGAGAAGGGUGGCCCGACAAGAUAUGGAUGUGGAGCGAAAGCUCUUGCACCAGAAAUACAAGUUCGUCGCCUCUAAUCCGGUCGUUGUACGGACGAAAAUACGGCCCGUCAGGGAGAGUACGUUCUUGGAAGUGGGGAUUCAGAAUGCGACGAAGGCGCCACUUUUCCUUGACUACGUGAAGUUCGAACCCUCGACCUCGUACACAUCUUCUCUUCAAGAAGCCGACGAAGGAGAUGGAGAACCUGACGACGACGGGGAAGAAGAGGAAGAUGACAUCUUGAAAGGCCUGUUCAAUCGUAGGAUCCACGUCGUUGAAUCGAACGGAGGAGAGAGGAACUACUUGUACCACUUGCGCCGCGUUCAAUCAGCCGCUGGCAGCAGUGCUGAGAGUGCAAACACUUUGGGCAAACUGGAGAUGAUGUGGAAAACUACCCUCGGGGAGCCUGGUCAUCUGCAAACGCAACCGAUCAUGUCCAACACUGGGGCCAAGGUCGAAAUUGAGGUUCGCCUGGAGGAAUUGCCUUCGCGAAUUGUGUUGGAGCACCCUUUUCAGGUCAAGUGUCGGAUUAAAAACAACACCGACCACAGAACAGGACCGUUGAGAGUGGCGUUUUCACGAGACGAUGCGGCCGUCAAGGCAGUUGUGGUGAACGGGACCUGGGCCCAGACGCUGAGUGACGUGCAGCCGCAAGCGAGCUUGGUGUUUCCCGUGCACCUGGUCGCCCUGGCUGCCGGGGUGCAGAAAAUCACAGGUCUGUGUGUGCUGGACGCGAGGGAUGGCACUCACUUCGCUGUGGUUCCCCCCACCGAGAUUUUCGUGGAAUCCUGAGAGAGAGAGAGAGAGAGAGAGAGAGAGAGAGAGAGAGAGAG
This is a messenger RNA of Chara braunii, 1823 nucleotides long. The record is from the annotation of a GenBank genome assembly. Lineage: Eukaryota; Viridiplantae; Streptophyta; Charophyceae; Charales; Characeae.